CGAGAGCACCGGCCUCGCUCGCCCUCCACGCUGACGGCGGUGUUGGUCGUCACCGGUGCGUGUGCUGGAGAAAGCCUCAAGCGCCUGUUGGCUCUCCCGCCUCAUCUCCAAAGUGCAGGCGUAUCCAGGCAAGACUCAGUAUGUGCUGCGGGAAUCCUCUGUGUCUGGCUGCUAGAAAUGAAGUAACUGCAUAAACCUACUGGGAUGGUAAAGAAUUCAAGUGGUUACAUUGAGUUAAAAGGUCAAUGACCGUUGAUUGAGGUGAACUCUCGUUAUAGAAGUCGGGCAGGAAGCAAUUCUGUAACCAUAAAAACCAUUUCAUAGCAAAAUAAAGGGAAUGUAAAAGUGAAAUCAAAGGUAAAUGUGGAUAGAGCUUUGGAAGUGGUAGACCAAUGCACCGUUUUAUUGAUAAUGAAGAUACUUUAUUAGGUUAACUUCAUUUUAGUUCCAAAACAGUACCUCACAUAGAGACUCAUAAUUAGCUUUGAUAGCAGUUUAAAAAAAAUGGCACAACCUUUAAAAUAAUGCUGGUACAUCGACUUUAUAUAUUAAUGAUUUAUGAUAAAAAUAUUUAAGAUCAAAUGUAAGUUUUAACCUUUAUAAUUAAAGAUAAUUGCUUUAAUGAGAUUUUCUGUAAUUGUAACAUUAUAUCUAAUGCCAAUUAUCAUACGAUUUAAAAACCCUCUGGAGAAAAUCUUAGAAACCUUAGUGAGCACUGCACAUCUCAUUUUCCAUGCAUUGGGCUUCAGUUUGUACCCUCUGUGCCUAAUUUGUUGUUUUCUUUAAUUGAUGUUGUUGAAUGAAAUUUCUCCUUUUUUGGUCAUUUGAUACCCUGAUAGAGAUUGGUUGCCUAGCUAUCACCUCUCUGGGGGAUGUUGUUAAAAAAGAUCUUCAUGUUGUCAGGUUAAAGAGCAGAUAAGUACAUUCUACACCAGCAUGCUGAUUGAUUUGCAUCUUCAUACCUUUUAGGUAUGCAAUUGUAUUGUGGUAUGGUAGAAAGUUGGUUUGAGCAACUAUGUAAGAGUCUAUAUUGCCAGUUUCAUUGGUUCUUUUUGAUAUUCCACUAUUUUAAUUACUGAAAUAGCAAUUUUUAAAAGUUUCCCUGCAGGUGGAAUGCCUCCUGUUCAUCAAGUGGCUCAACAGAUUAGCCAAGAGCAAAACCAACAGCAAAAUGGACCAAACUUGUCAAGUUUGCAUAGUUCCUUACCUGCUCCACACAGCAGGAGCCCAGCUUUUCUUCAGCAGGUACAACCAGCAGGCUAUGAUAAGAAGCAUGGGAUUUUGGUCCCAACUCCAGUUCCUGUACAACAACAGGAAAAUGAAAUUCUGCAGCGAAUAACAGCACUGAGGAAAGAGGGUUUAUGGUCUCUGAAACGUCUGCCCAAACUCCAAGAGGCCCCACGGCACAAAUCACACCAUGAUUAUCUUUUGGAAGAAAUGCAGUGGAUGGCAACUGAUUUCGUCCAAGAAAGAAGAUGGAAGAUGAUAACUGCCAAGAGACUGAUUUUAAGUGUGGCUCGUCAUCACGAUGAUAUGAUACUUCAUAAGGAAACAUGCAAGAAAAGAGAAGAGAAGCAACUGAGGGCUGUAGCUGCUUUUACUGCUAGAGAAAUUGAACACUUCUGGUCCACCAUCAAACAGGUGGUAGAUUUAAAACUGCGAGUGGAGUUAGAAGAGAGGAGGAAGAAAGCAUUAAACUCUCAGAACAUCUCAAAAAAAGAAAUAAGAGACCCUUUGAAUAAGAAAGGGAGCCUUCAGAAGGAAGUGGUACUUCCAGAUCUCACAUCUACUGUAAAGAAAUACAUGGCAGAUUUAGCAGACAUUGGUGCUGCUGCAGAAGCGUUGUUACCCAAAGGCAGUGCUCAAAUCACAACAGUAGUAAAAAGCGAUACUCCCUCCCUAUUAUGCGGCACUCUUAGAGAUUAUCAGAAGACUGGACUACAGUGGUUGGCAAAGCUGUAUAAGAUGAAUCUCAAUGGCAUUCUGGCUGAUGAAGCUGGACUUGGAAAAACAGUGCAAGUUGUUGCUUUUUUUGCACACCUGGCAUGCAAUGAAGAUAACUGGGGACCUAUUCUUGUUGUUUCACAAGACUUAAAUGUGCUGAAGUGGGAGACUGAACUGAAAUGCUGGUGUCCUGCUUUGAAAAUUCUUCUGUAUCUUGGGAACCCAGGAGAACUUUUUUUAAAAAGACAGGAAUGGACUGACCCUAACAACUUUAAUGUAUGUAUUGCCUCCUGCAAGCAAUUCUUUAAUGACUAUGAAGCAUUCAUGAAAGUACAGUGGAGGUACCUAGUUCUAGAUGAGAGGCAGAAUGGUAAUAAUCUGACACAGAAGCACUGGGAUGCAAUAUUCAAUCUCCAGAGUCAUCUUCGUUUACUCUUGAUGGAUACGCUUCUGCCUACUGCCUUAAAAGAUCUGUGGGCCAUUGCCUGUUUCCUGAUCCCAGGGAUGUCCCAAUCCUAUCUGGAUUUUACGAAGGUAGCAUCUGCGGAGGUGAAUGAAGAUCAUUACCAGAGAGUUGCAGUGAGACUGCAGAGAGUAGUGCAGUCAUUCAUUUUGCGGAGGUCCAAAAUUCAUGUUGAGAAGCAGUUACCAAGGAAAUAUGAGCACGUGCUUACAUGUACUCUUUCUAAUCGGCAGAAGUCAAUGUAUAAGGACAUCUUGUCUCAACCAAGAACUCAAGAAUGUCUUAGAAGUGGGCACUUUGUCAGUGUCCUCCAUAUUCUGAUGCAGCUGCUCAGGGUGUGUAAUCAUCCUGAUCUGAUAAGUCCCCGGCUUCCAAGUUCUUCCUGUAUAUUAGACACGCUGGAGUUUACAACUGCUUCUCUAGUGCUGAAUGCAUUAGCAUGGGAUCUUUGGAAGCAUGCAGACUGGUCUCUCUUUGAUGUGAUUGGGAUGGAGAACCAAAUUACUUGCUACGAAGCACAAAUCCUGCCAAAACUGAAGGUAACUAGGAAGCUUAUUGAAGAGAUCUACUGUUCUCCUUCGUCACCCAGACUUGAGCCAGUGAAGCUCAAACCAAAUAGGUUAUUUACACCAGUGCAGUAUGGACAGAAACCCGAAGGUAGGACUAGAGACUUCUCAAGGUCUCAGUUGCAGCAGACAGUGGACACAGCAAUGGUUAUAGCAGAUCAUCAUGGGAAAAUACAAGGACGACAACCCCUUGCCAUGUUUUCAGAAAAUCAGCAUAGGAAAGCCAGCAAGAUAGUACUCGGCCCGAUUGUUUCCACAGCUGGAGCACAGGAGAGAAUUGCUCAACCAGAGAAGCCUGUAACACUACAGUUUAGAGGGAAAACAUUUACUUUGUCUUACAGUCAGUUCUGUCAGCUUAUUGGUAGACAGUCUCUGAAGCAUCAAGUGGAUGACUUGAGUACUAAAUCUGAAUUGGUGUCUACACUUUUGUGUCCAACUCAGGGUAUCAUAGAAGAAAAAAGACAACUAAAGGAACACCUGGACAAAAUAUAUUUUGGGAAUGAGCGUCGUUGUUCCAGAACCCCCCUGUAUGGCAGAGACUUGUUGGAAAUUUGCUCUUGGAUCAGUGAAAGAAAAAUGUCUCAGCAUUGUUCUGCCAGGAUUAACAAAUGGUGCUGGGCUGGCUUUGCAAAUUGCCUUCCAUACUCAAGCACUUCAGAGGUUCGAAAGGAUCCAUUGCAAGAACUCAUUCUGACAUUGAAGCAGCAACAGAUUGCCCUGAAGGAUGUUGUUACUAGAGACCUGUGUGUAUUGCCAGCUGUAGCUGUUGCUCCUCCAGAUUUGUAUGUAGCAAAUCCUCCUUACACAUAUACCCACGAAAUGAAGGUCUUGAAGCUUAAUCUAAAGGAACAGAUACUUCCCUACCUCCAUUCAAUGCAGCAUAUAGCAAGGCCUCAUUUUCUACAGUUUCCAAAUCCCCGACUGGUGCAGCAUGAUUCAGGCAAGAUGGAAGCUCUGGCUGUCUUGCUUCGGAAGCUGAAAGCAAGAGGACAUCGUGUGUUGAUUUUGACACAGAUGAUUCCAAUGCUUGAUAUACUGGAGCUUUUCUUGAACUUCCAUUUUCUCACGUACAUAAGAGUUAAUGAGAGCGGUGCUCACAGUUGGCAUUAUCUGGAAUCCAUAAAAAACUUCAACCAAGACAAGCGAUUCUUCUGUGCUAUUCUUUCUUCCCACACUCCUUCCACAGGUGUCAGCCAUGUAAAUGCGAAUGCUGUUGUCUUCUAUGACACUGAUUUAGAUCCACUGAUGGAUACGAAGGCUAAAGAAUGGUGUGAUAAACUUGCAAGAGACAGAGAUACUCACAUAUACAGGUGACUUUUAUGCUAAGAAAUAGUAUAGGUGUUUUAAAGUCAAGAAUAGAGGGAAGAUGUUUUAAGGUGAAACUAGGAUUUUUUGGUUGAGGUCAUCCUUUUAGUUUAAGUCAUUUGGUCUUUUAAGAUCCCCUUAAAGAUUGGAUCAGUCAUACAUACUUCUUCCCUUCAGACUAAAGAGAAAAUGAAAACCCUGUCCUUCCCCUGACUGCAUCUUCUAUUCCUGUCUUUCACUCCCACUUUCAUCUUGUAAGCCAUCUGGAUUUCUAUGUUGGGACAGUCAAAAUGAACAUUAAUAUCUGUGGGUGUUUUCUGCUCUUGAUAAACAAUGAAUGUCUUUCUUGAUGGUCUAUCAUUGGAUUU
This is a messenger RNA of Haliaeetus leucocephalus (bald eagle), 4646 nucleotides long. Its product is annotated as E1A-binding protein p400-like. The transcript is spliced from 18 exons. Lineage: Eukaryota; Metazoa; Chordata; Aves; Accipitriformes; Accipitridae. The record is from RefSeq and is a predicted model, not a curated record. Gene Ontology annotation, cellular component: Swr1 complex. Gene Ontology annotation, molecular function: ATP-dependent chromatin remodeler activity; ATP hydrolysis activity; histone binding. Bases 1114 to 4287 code for a protein of 1057 amino acids.